Molecule: messenger RNA, 447 nt
Organism: Aspergillus fischeri NRRL 181
Lineage: Eukaryota; Fungi; Ascomycota; Eurotiomycetes; Eurotiales; Aspergillaceae
Exons: 1
Coding region: 1-447 (148 amino acids)
Source: RefSeq, a predicted model, not a curated record
AUGGCAAGAGAAUCGGCUUUUGAAGUCAUUCGCCUACCAUCUGUUUCCGAGAUAGAGGCCGCGACAGAACUUCUAAGCACUCCCGACACCUCCACCAAAGUCGUCCGGAUGAGAGAUUUCGCAGUCAAAAUGGGCCACGGAGUACCCCUCAUCGAGGCUGAAAACAUGAAGUUUCUUGCAGAAAACAGCAAAGUUCCCGUCCCAAAAGUUCACGCGGCCUUCAAGGACCCUGCCAACAACAAAACUUAUAUUAUUAUGGAAUAUCUCCCUGGUGAUACGCUUGAAAAGCUAUUGCCAUCCCUGAACUCGGCUGAAAAAGCUACGAUAAGCAACUUAAUUAAAGCCGCGAUCACUGAACUACGGAGCAUACCGCCGCCAGAUUACUUGGGGAUGUUGAAUCGUCAGCCCUAUCCUAUCUGGACGGGGUAUUCUGGACCGAAAAUUUAA